AUGCUCGCAGAAUUGAAGAGGCUUUUGGAAGUCUGGGAGGCGAGCGUACCGGAGAGCUUUCGGCCAUGGAGUGAGUUUCAACCCCAGAACGACACUUUCCCUACUAUCAACUAUGUAAGUCCAUGGCAUGCGGUCGCAUGGCAGUAUUAUUAUGCCGCCAAAGUUCUUGUCGAACUAUAUCAGAAACCUGAAGACAUGAGUAUCAUUGAAAUUACGCGAUAUAUGGAGUCCUAUCGCAGUGUCGCCGCCUAUGCGCUAUCACAUUCUCAAGUCAACACGCAGGAGUAUCAAUCAACGGAACCCAUCUAG
Parascedosporium putredinis is the source of this 309-nucleotide messenger RNA. The record is from the annotation of a GenBank genome assembly. Lineage: Eukaryota; Fungi; Ascomycota; Sordariomycetes; Microascales; Microascaceae.